Messenger RNA from Striga asiatica, 1107 nucleotides. The record is from the annotation of a GenBank genome assembly. NCBI's taxonomy places the organism in Eukaryota, Viridiplantae, Streptophyta, Magnoliopsida, Lamiales, Orobanchaceae.
AUGAAACGACAGCAGAGAUAUUGUGCUUGCUCAAACGCGAAAGCUCGCUGUUCAUCUGCUACAGAGGGAAUAAAGGUUCCAUUUUUUCUUUCUGGUUGGAGAUUGCAGUCGGAGAAAGAGGAUGAGCCGUGUGUGAUUACUGUGAAUUGUCCGGAUAAGACUGGUUUGGGUUGUGAUCUUUGCCGGAUAAUACUCUUUUUUGGACUCACCGUUGUUAGAAUUGAUGUAACAAAAGUUCUCUGUGAGCUCGAGCUUACAAUAGAGAGAGUGAAGGUCUCAACAACUCCGGAUGGAAAAGUCAUGGACCUCUUCUUUGUAACCGACACAAGGAAACUUCUGCACACAAAAACGAGAAAAGACGACACUUUCGACCAUCUAAAAGCAAUUAUUGGAGAUGCAAAUAUCAGUUGCGACAUAGAGCUCGUGGGCCCCGAGACCGUGUCCUCUUCUUCUCAAGAACCCUCGUUUGUUUCGGACUCGAUUGCCCGACAAAUGUUCGGUAUGGAGAAUCCGAACGAAAAUAGAGUCGAUUCAGUUGCAUUCAAAUGCCCAUCAAUCACAAUUGAUAACUCGUUGAGUCCUUCCCACACGCUCGUCCAAAUCAUUUGCGAGGACCAUAAAGGCCUUUUGUACGAUAUCAUGCGCACAUUGAAGGAUUACAACAUACAGAUUUCAUAUGGUCGACUCACAAAGAAAGGUGAAACGGAAUGCGAGCUCGACUUAUUCAUCAUGCAAGAAGACGGUAAGAAGAUAGUUGACCCAAGCAAGCAGAGCACUUUGACCGCCCGUCUCGAAAUGGAGCUCAGCCGACCCCUAAGAGUGGGCCUGAUCAGCCGUGGGCCUGAUACCGAGCUUCUGGUCGCGAACCCCAUCGAGCUAUCGGGAAAAGGCCGCCCUUUAGUUUUCCACGAUAUAACACUCGCUCUCAAGUUGCUUAACAAACCAAUCUUUUCGGCUUUUUUCCUAUGGAUCAACGAUCACAUUGUGGGUCUGAUUUUCACAGAACCGAAAUGGCGAAAAGUUGUUGUGCCUAUAAUGUUUGAGGAGAAAGUAGCUGGAUCGAAUGAGGUCGAAAAACAACGAAUUUGUAUGGCAAAGAAAGAUUAG